AUGGCGGGCGGUGAUGACCGGGUCGACCGCCGUCCGGUGACUCGUGAUGCUCUUCGAGCCCCUGAGAACGAGGUCCUUCGUGGUCGGAGCUCCACUGAGCGUCAUGCUGAAGUAGCAUAUCGCUGUGUGGACACUCUUGACGAUUUGAAGCGCGUCGUGCGCUGGCUGCCUCACCUUGAGGACUACCACGAUCUGUUGGAGCGACUCCUAGCCGUGGAGCAGUCGAAUGAGUCGCUGCGUGCGACGGUAGAGCGCUUGGUACCAUUAGAGAUGGAGGUUGUAGCACUCCGUGCUCAGAACCAGUUGUUGGUUCAGCUUCUGGGUGGCCGAGGUCCCGUUGGAUCCGCUCCGGCGCCACCGCUUACGCAUUCACUUGCGCCGGAUCCCG
This is a messenger RNA of Plasmopara halstedii, 388 nucleotides long. RefSeq lists its product as uncharacterized. The record is from RefSeq and is a predicted model, not a curated record. Lineage: Eukaryota; Oomycota; Peronosporomycetes; Peronosporales; Peronosporaceae. The transcript has a single exon. The annotation marks the transcript as partial.